GACAGGCCCCGCGCGCUUCCGCGCCAGCUUCAGCCUCAGCUCAAGAGCUCAGGCGGAUGGAGAGUGGCGACGAGUCCGCCAUGGAAAAACAGCGAGUCCACGUGCGCCCCGCCACGCUGCACGACUCCUCCCCGGCCACGCUGCAUCUUCUUCCCUGUGAGGUCCUGGCGAACCGGUUCGCCCCCGUAGGGCGUUUCUUCACGCCUGCCAUCCGCCAAGGCGCAGACGGCCUCCACGUAUCGUUUCGGGGGCGCAGUCUGCGGGGCGAGGAGGUGUCUGUGCCGCCCGGCCUCACAGGAUACGUGAUGGUGACCGAGAAGAGAGAGGGACUGAUAGGGAAGCAGGACUUCAGAGGCUCUGAGAACAAUGGCGAAGAAGCGCAGGAGCCGCUGGAGCGGGGUUUCGACCAGUUUAUUGGAGCCACCGGCAGCUUCAGCUGCUUCACUGUGUGGGGCCUAGAAACUGUCCCUGGCCCGGAGGCUAAAGUGUGGGGGGCUCUAACUUGGCCCACCCUUGCUGCAGCGGUAUGUGGGCCACCAGCUGUCCACAGCAGAGGUGACUCCUGUUGCAGAUUCACGCACAGGUGCCCGAGGACUGAGAACCAGAGAGCUUCGAGUUGAAAACUCGAUCAUUCAACACCAGUAACCAGCUCUGCACUUUGGAGCCACUGAUUCCAUCAGCCUAAUAAAUGAGCUUAUCACAGCA
This is a messenger RNA of Heterocephalus glaber (naked mole-rat), 705 nucleotides long. It is a transcript of the gene Rnaseh2c, whose product is annotated as ribonuclease H2 subunit C. Gene Ontology annotation, biological process: RNA catabolic process. NCBI's taxonomy places the organism in Eukaryota, Metazoa, Chordata, Mammalia, Rodentia, Bathyergidae. Gene Ontology annotation, cellular component: ribonuclease H2 complex. The record is from RefSeq and is a predicted model, not a curated record.